AUGGGUUUUGAAAGUAAUCAUGAUUUGAAAAGAUGGGUUUCUGAUAAACUCAUGUCUUUAUUAGGAUAUUCGCAUGCCAAUGAUGUUUCCUAUGUAAUUGGGCUGUCUAAACAAGUAAAUUCACCUGCUGACUUGCUUACUAAGUUACAGGAUUUUGGGGUUUCUUGUUCAACUCAAGCAAUUUCUUUUGCUGAAGAAUUGUUUGUUAGAGUUUUGCGGAAAGAUAAAGAUUGUGGUCUUGGUGGUGGUGGUGGAGGAUCGAGUGUUUAUCAAGACCAAGAAAAGCAAGCUGCUUUGAUUGCCAGGAAGCAGAGGACUUAUUCCUUGAUUUUGGAUGAUGAUCAUGAUCAAGAGGAAGUUGAAGAGAGACCAGUUAAGAGGCGGGUUUUUCCAGAUGAUCAUGAUUGUGAUCAUGAUGCUAUUAAGUUUAAGAAAUGGAAAAAAAUGUGUAAUAGAAGUGAGAAGGAGCCUCUACAGCAAAAUGUAAGAAAGCAUGAUGCUCCAUGCAAACAGAAGUCAAAGGAGCCGAAGUUGAACACAAAGGUGGAAGAAACAGUAAACCUGAGAUCUGAUGCUUUGGGGGGAAAUGAUGUAGACGCUUUGAGGGCAUUUUCUCGACAGAAGUAUGUAAAGAAAAGGGAACAAAAGAAAUUGGAAGAAAUCAGAGAAGAUAGAGAGGAUGAACAGUAUCUGUUUGAUGAUGUGAAGUUUACUGAAGCUGAAUAUAGUAAGUUCAGAUACAAGAAGGAAAUGUAUGAGCUUGUGAAGAAGAAGAGGUCAGAAGGGGCUGAUGACACUGAGUACAGGAUGCCAGAAGCAUAUGAUCAGGAAGGGUGUGUUGAUCAGGAGAAGAGAUUUUCUGUAGCUUUGCAGCGUGGCAGGGACCCUAUUGCUGGUGAUCAAGUGAAGCCAUUUGCAGAACAAGAGGCUUGGGAAGAUUGUCAAAUUCAAAAAGCAACGUUGAAUUUCCAUUCAAGAAACCAAAAGAAAACAUCUGAUGACUACCAGUUUGUGUUUGAAGACCAGGUUGAGCUUAUCAAGAUGGACAGUAUUAGUGACAAUUUUGAUGAUAAGCUGCAGAGCAAGUCCCUGCAUACCUGCUCUAGGAAAAGAUCAGCUGUAGCUUUGCCUACUAUUGCUGUUGGAACAGCAGCAAAUACUGUCUCUGAAAGAAAAACUAUUUCUUUUGUCCUUCAUGAAUGCUACCCGAAAACAUUCUAA
Messenger RNA from Dovyalis caffra, 1221 nucleotides. The record is from the annotation of a GenBank genome assembly. NCBI's taxonomy places the organism in Eukaryota, Viridiplantae, Streptophyta, Magnoliopsida, Malpighiales, Salicaceae.